This is a messenger RNA of Cataglyphis hispanica, 4097 nucleotides long. It is a transcript of the gene Scgdelta, whose product is annotated as zeta-sarcoglycan. Gene Ontology annotation, biological process: cardiac muscle tissue development; heart contraction. Bases 968 to 2230 code for a protein of 420 amino acids. The transcript is spliced from 7 exons. The record is from RefSeq and is a predicted model, not a curated record. Gene Ontology annotation, cellular component: sarcoglycan complex; sarcolemma. Lineage: Eukaryota; Metazoa; Arthropoda; Insecta; Hymenoptera; Formicidae.
ACUGUGCCAGGACACUGUCCUAGGACAGUUGGAUCGACGACUUUAGAUCGAACGCUGGCACCUUCUUUAAUCUCGGGAGGAAUCCAGAGGAGCCUGCGCUCGUGGCCUCGGCCAUGAUGGCGAAAGUCAUCACCUGUCAGUCUCGGGGCACGUCGUUGUCGUCACUCGGUAACCGUCCGAUGACGUGGAUGUAAAAUUUGAAAAUUUGUUUUGGCAGCGAGGAGAGGAAUUGGUCUACAGGAAGCUCCGUCACUCACUCCAUCGCGAAACGGGAGCUCGUGCCGCGAGAUAGAGCCGCGCGAUAGUAAAUCGCAAGGUGGCGGGACGGCUUCGCGCGCGGCUGUCAAGCGGAAACGCCGCUCCGCAUCAACCUGACUGACAACAGCUGACAACAACAGCUUUCUUCGGCACGUCACGCGGACAAAGUCGGGCAAAGUCUUUCGCGAACGUGACGACUCAUCCGUGCGAGACAUCCGUUGUUAUUCUCAUUAUCGUCAUCGUCCCAGGGACGAUAAGAAGUCGACCACUUGGCCGCCGGCUUAACUGACGUGGUGGUAACUCCCGGUCGCCGUAAAUAACCACUACGUAAGGAGUUCCUUGGCGUGUAGCACCCGGUGAGAGUACCCGGUGUGUUACCACGGUGGAAUCCCGCUCGUAAUGACUCGUAAUUGCGCGGAGGAGGAGUCGACGUCGUGCUGGAACGAUUUAAGGGACACCUAGCAGCGCCACCCGCGCCCUUCGCUAUAAUGAUUAGGUGCACGCGACUAUGGGGAUUACCUGGUUGAGGUGGAGAGGAUCGAGCUGAAAUCUGAAUACGCCAAGUGGUCGAUCGCGACCUCGACGAACUCUCGUCCCUCCGGCUCUCUAGUCUAGCGAAAACGAUCCGACAAUCGAUCGUUAAGACGCACGGAUCGGCGACAUUCGCAGUAUAUAUUGGAUCGUGGAAGGAUUCGAUUGGAAGGGCGUAAUGGACACGUCACCGACGUUAAGCAUCGGCGGUUCGAGGGCCAGGGCGGCCCUUUUGACCACCAGCGGCACCGGAACCGGUAGCACCGAUAGACGGGUCGUCUUUUUAGCAAGUCAACCAUCGGUCGGCAGCAGUCACGAGACCAAGACCUGGCCCCACCAUUGGUCACCGCACACGACCGGAAACAGUUACAAAUCGCCGGAGGAAUCGCCGCACACGGAGCACAGCAGACUGAGGAUGUCACGGGGCCAAGAGGUAUGGUCCGACGAGCCCUGCACUUCCGGUAGUGCGAGUCGCCGCGGUGGAGCGCGGCAAGUGGCGGGAUCGUCCUCGAGAACGUCAACUUCCGCCUUGGAGGAGCGCGCUUCCGGUACCACGCCGUGUAAAAGCGGCUUCAGAUUAGGCGUCUACGGCUGGAGGAAAAGAUGUCUUUACUCCCUCGUGUUGACCCUCAUGGUCAUUGUUAUUCUCAACCUCGCUCUCACCGUCUGGCUCUUAAAAGUCAUGGGAUUCAGUUCCGAAGGUAUCGGUUCGCUAAAAGUGGUGCCUGGGGGAAUCGAGCUAAGAGGUCAAGCUGCCGUGUUAGACGCUCUUGUGGCCUCAAACUUGAGAUCUCGGAGGGGCAAAAACUUGGUGUUGGAAUCAUGGAGUAAUUUUAUGGCCUCGGCGAGAUCUCACGAUGGCCGGCUCCUCGCGCGAUUAACAGUUGGAGAGGAUCGGGUCGACUGCGUAUCCAGAGGUUUCCGUAUAACCGAUCCUCGAGGAGGGGUGCUCUUUUCCGCGGACAGAGAACAGGUUAUCGUGGGAGCGGAAAUGUUGAGAGUGACCGGCGAAGGCGGUGCCGUUUUUCAGGGAAGUGUACAGACUCCACUGGUCAGAGGAGAGUCGGGACGCGGUCUAAGGCUCGAAUCAGCGACGAGAUCAUUAAAAAUUAGUGCUCCUGAACGAGUUGCGAUCGAAUCCUGGGCUAGCGAGAUCUCGGCAUCCUGCCUGACAGAUUUAAAGCUGCAGAGCGUUCACGGGGCCAUCCGACUCGACGCCAAGUCCGUCUACAUGAAGGGUCUGAAGACAGCGAUGCCAGUGCAAGGACAUUCGUCCAGAGAACAGCAACAACAGCAACAGCAACAGCACUCCGGUAGAUCAUCAUCAUCUCAUCAGAGCCAGAGGGAGACUACGAUCUAUCAGCUGUGUGCCUGCGCAAGUGGCAAGCUCUUUCUCGCUAGGCCGGAAGCCAGUUGUCAGGCGGACAAGUCGAUUUGCUAAUACGAAACGGCUCGACAGUCCUGAGUAUCACGAAAGCACAGGAUGAUUUGUUACAAAUCGCGAUAAACUAUGUGACUCGGUGAUCCUGGCGACAGAAAACGUAAAGAAAGACGCACUGCGAUCGACCGAUCGGCAUGAUCGGGGAUGAGGCCUUCAUUGGAACACUGCAAACGAUAUCAAACGAAUCUAAAAUGCGUCAAAUAUACGGAAAUACCGAGUGCGACGUAUUAGGAAUCAUGAUAAGAGAAGGAGAGAAUACGCUAAAUCGGGUAAUCGGAGUAAUUAUUCCCAGCAUGCGCUAUUUUUCGAUGAACGCGGCGUUCCCAAUAUGCCUUUAAGUGCCGGGCGCUUUUUGGGAAUUUCCAGUUUAUUUAGGGUCUAAUCUGGACGCUGACAAGUGUUUUCCAAUACAUGUCAAUUAACUAAGAUCGCAUUGCGUUGCUACUUAUUUUUUUUUUCCUUUUUUAUCUUGCAAUUUAACGUCACUCACACGUUUAAUUGGGUUGUCAUAUAAGAGCACGAUCAGGCGUUGUUGCGACUUUAAUCUCGCGGUUAAGGCACACGUCAAUCUUCUCCGAUCGCGGGGUGUUUGACGGCGCCAAUGUUCGUUGGUGAAACAUCCAGGUUGAUGAAACGGUCAGGUGUUUUCUCCGCAAUCCGGAAGAGAACGCACGCUCGUCGCGCGGAUAAAGAGAAAUUCUCGCGAGAUCUUGACCGGCAAUCGGAAAAAUUCUCUCGAAUUCGCGGACAUUUGAAAAAUUCUCUCCGAAGAAUAUCUUGAAGCGGCACAUUCACCGAGUUCUUUCCUUUAACUUUUUCCCGGCAUCAGCGCCGUCGGUCAAUGCGACAUGCUUUUUGAAGUUCUUGCGUUGCGGAAGAUUCGCAUAUUUUUUCGCCGCGUGCUUGCUUGUUUGGCGUUCCGGAUUCGGCCCCCAACUUUGUAUAUCUCCCCCGGCAGGGCGCCGCUCGUCCGGGAAGCCCUUGAAUUGUCCAUCGAGGAUUCGUCGGCUGGGAGAAUCCCGUGGUACCGUGAAUAGAUCCUAUAUUAACUAUGUGUACGUAGCACUGUCGCCGACACUACUCCGCGAUGCGCGCCUCGUUCCGGACUCUCAUCUGUAAGGUUUGUCCUUCGAAAAUUCGAGAAGUAAAAUUUCUUUAAAGAUACAAAUCUUAAAAGAAACGCGGCGUUAAGCACAAUGUCAAAUUACGCCAAAUGGUACUAAAAGCAUGGCUCUAAUUAAAGAUGCGGCAAUUAAAGAUGGGAAUUCGGAACGUCGUGGCAUCGAAGCGAAACGCGCGAUCGCUGUUAGACGGCGCCCGGUAAAAAUCGAUGAUCCCCCUCGAUCUCCCUUUUGUUGCCCAUCUCUUCGUAGCACCUUCGUCAGCUCUUUUCGUUCGAUACUUUAUAUACCCUGUGUACCGAGUAUACGCAUCUCGCGCAGCGAAAACCACUUGUAGGCAAAUCGUUCGUAGCACCUCUCCCUCCCGCUACGAGUUUCCCGCUCUCGCUCAGCGCUGAGUGUCACGCGGGACCCUUUCAGGGAGAUUACUUCUUGCGAAAUCGCUUACUUCUAACGCGAUGUCUGUUUAACCUGUGCUCCAAUACAAAGUAGAACCGUUGUUGUAAGUAGGGCGACGGCUGCAUCGGGCUGCGCGUGCCGCCGGAAAAACCGAGAGAAAGUUAGAAGGAGAAAGAGAACAAGGGAGAAAGGGAGAGUGUGAGUGAGCGAGUGAGAGAGUGAGAGAAUGAGACGGUAGUUUCACGCAACCGGAUCGGAUCGCGAUCCAGCUUGUACGCUGUACAUCGGCCAUGUCCAUUUAUUUAUGUAUGUGGCAAUAAAGUCGUUAUUGUUACUAUUAUUAUUAA